This is a messenger RNA of Pelobates cultripes (western spadefoot toad), 561 nucleotides long. NCBI's taxonomy places the organism in Eukaryota, Metazoa, Chordata, Amphibia, Anura, Pelobatidae. The record is from the annotation of a GenBank genome assembly.
AUGUACAGCAGAUUGGCAUAUCGGGCACAGCAGACUAGCACAUCACAUACAGAAGACUGCCACGUUGGGUACAGAAGACUGGCACAUUGUGUACAGCAGACUGGCACAUCAUGUACAGCAGAUUGGCACAUCGUUUACAGCAGAUUCGCACAUCGCAAACAGCAGAUUCGCACAUCACGUACAGCAGACUGGCACAACGUGUACAGUAGACUGGCACAUCACAUACAGCAGACUGGCACAUCGGUUACAGCAGAUUUGCACACCGCGUACAGCAGACUGGCACACUGUGUACAGCAGACUGGCACAUUGCGUACAGCAGACUGCACAUCAUGUACAGCAGAUCUGCACAUCAUGUACAGCAGACUGGCGCAUUGCAUACGGCAGACUGGCACAUCACGUACAGAAGACUGGCACAUUGCAUACAGUAUAUUGGCACAUCGCAUACGGCAGACUGCUUUUAGGGGACAUAUGCAGCAAUUCAGUGAUGUAAACAUACUGUCCUUAGGCCAUCGCUAUCAUCAACAAAUUCCAGUCUUUGUGGGUCAUUACACAGUUAUAUAG